AUGUGUACAUGUUCUCAAUUAACUGAGUUUACAUUAUUUAAAUCAUCUAUUGAAUCUUUUAUUUAUGGUAUCAAAUUUAUUCUUGCUUAUAUGAAAAAUUUAAUUAAAUUAACCUCAAGUAUUCAUGAUACAUUUGAUCUACGAUUUUGUUAUGGUUCCAAAUUUGAAUCAAUUUUAAGUGAAUGUUUUCCGCAUCUUCGUCAAUUUCACUAUACAAUGACUCAUCCAAUAGCUAAUUAA
Rotaria sp. Silwood1 is the source of this 240-nucleotide messenger RNA. Lineage: Eukaryota; Metazoa; Rotifera; Eurotatoria; Philodinida; Philodinidae. The record is from the annotation of a GenBank genome assembly.